Schistocerca cancellata (South American locust) is the source of this 1506-nucleotide messenger RNA. Its product is annotated as NADH dehydrogenase [ubiquinone] 1 alpha subcomplex assembly factor 2. The record is from RefSeq and is a predicted model, not a curated record. Gene Ontology annotation, cellular component: membrane. The transcript is spliced from 3 exons. The coding region runs from base 316 to 759 and encodes 147 amino acids. Gene Ontology annotation, biological process: mitochondrial respiratory chain complex I assembly. Lineage: Eukaryota; Metazoa; Arthropoda; Insecta; Orthoptera; Acrididae.
AAAAAGAAAAAAGAAACAAACAAUAAAUGAAACUCUUUCUGAUAAGCCGAAAGCAGACGACAUGUAGUGUGUUGUGCACAAAUAAUCCUUGCAGCAUUGGUGGAUAAAAACGUGACUUAGAAGGCACUCUCUGGGUCUCUGGAUAAGCAGAAAGACUUGAAUUUUGCAAGAUCUCUGAUGAUUUUUAUGCAGGAGAUUUUUGUUCCCCAGUUACUUCGCAUUAUGCAUGCAUAAAACCUUCUCCAUAAUUCUACAACAGAUUGACAACACCAUGGGCCUAUAAUUGAGCUGCUCAGAGUAACAAAAUGGUACGGGAUGGCUAAAGAAGGUAGAAGCAUUAUUGGCAUGAUAUUCAAGAAUUUCAUCCAGUCCCUAAAGCCACGACAGAUAAGAGGAACUCCAGUAGGAACAGAUUACUUAGGAAAUAAAUAUUUUGAGAUACCGGCCAAUCCAAGUGUUGGCAAGAGAAAAGCUUCACGCUGGUUUGAACCAGCUGUGAAAGAUAACUUUGAGCAAGAAAUUCCAGCAGAAUGGGAAGCAUGGCUCCGAGGACGAAGAACAGCACCACCAAUGGAAGAGGAAAUUAUGCGCAGUGUUGCCAUUAUGGAAAUGAAAAAGAAAAAUGCUGCAGAACUUGCAAGAAAAGAAGGAAAGAAAGAUCCUGGUGUUUUAGAUAAAGAGGUUAAAGGAAUGGAAUCAUUUCCAAAGUAUGAUGAAUAUGAAGUAAUGCCAGGUAAAAGUAAGGAAGCAGAUAAAUAACACACAUUGAGGCAAUUUGUUGUUUAUACAGACUGUGUCAGUCAAAAAUGUUGUUCGUGUUGAACUAUAGUUUUUUUUUUUUUGUGCCUUUAUAUGUUAUUCAUAACAUGCAGGCACGAGUUACCGUAUAAUGAUUCUCACUGAUUUCUCGUAAGAGCUUUGUUUAUGCAUGUUUAACAAUAAAGUGCAAUGAAUUAUUUUUGUGAACAUUUCUCAUGCAUUCCAUUACAGAACUGGUUUACAAAAGAAACAUCAGAGUAAUUAUAUUUCAAUUAAAGCAAAACAUAGUUGCUGUUGUGAUAAGCUUUUGUGCUAUUUAAAUGAGACCACGAACAUGUGGUACAAGAAUUGUAAUCCUUUUCUUAUGAUAUCAACAGUUGAUGCAAAUCUUCAAAUGUUGCUGAGUUUUAUGUUGAACCUUGUUUGCAAAGGCAAAAAUACUGAAAUAAUCUUAAUUGUGGAUUAAGUGAGGUGACAGUGCACAUUGGAGUAGAUUUAUUCAAAGAUUGUUUCAGCAUUGACGUGGAAUGGAUGGUGUUUUAAGUAGAACAUGACUGUUCCAUUGUCACCUGUAUGGUUCAGCUUCAUCUGCAGGAUUGUGCACCAACUUCCUACAUGUCUAUAAGAGAAAGAAAUCAGUAAAUUAGCCUACCAGUGAAUGACUGGAUUUAAAUGGAAAGCCCUCAUUUGUCGCUGUAACCUGCUCUUAGUUCAGUGCACUUUAUACAGUUUUUUUCACUGAGUAAA